AUGGCAGACGGCAUUAAUCCACAGCCAUCGUCUUCAACAUCUAAUCCUCUGCUGCGGAACACACUGCAGAGAUCUGCUCCUGGAAUACAACAACCCUCACUGCUCACGAGCAGUUCAGUUCCAUCAGGGGUUACUUUGAGGGAUUUUAUAAGCGAUUUGGAAGAGUAUGCUCCCACUAUACCUGAUGCUGUAACCUUACAUUAUAUGCGUAAAAGUGGAGUAAAUACUACUGAUCCUCGGAUUGUAAGGCUGUUUUCCUUAGCCACCCAGAAAUUCAUAUCAGAUAUUGUCUUGGAUGCUAUGCAACAGGCACGCAUGAAGGGACUGGGGCAAACUAAAAAGGGAACUAAGGAAACUCGUUAUACGCUGACUUCUGAGCUCCUUGAACCAGUUCUUGCAGAAUAUGGAAUUGAGAUCAAAAAGCCUCCGUAUUUUCGCUAG
This is a messenger RNA of Enterobius vermicularis (human pinworm), 441 nucleotides long. Lineage: Eukaryota; Metazoa; Nematoda; Chromadorea; Rhabditida; Oxyuridae. The record is from the annotation of a GenBank genome assembly.